Molecule: messenger RNA, 1803 nt
Organism: Cucumis sativus (cucumber)
Lineage: Eukaryota; Viridiplantae; Streptophyta; Magnoliopsida; Cucurbitales; Cucurbitaceae
Product: CDT1-like protein a, chloroplastic
Exons: 4
Coding region: 538-1437 (299 amino acids)
Biological process (GO): DNA replication checkpoint signaling; regulation of DNA-templated DNA replication initiation; mitotic cell cycle
Cellular component (GO): nucleus
Molecular function (GO): DNA binding; DNA polymerase binding
Source: RefSeq, a predicted model, not a curated record
UUGUUUAUCAUUUUCAGAAAUUUUGAUUUCAGAUCUUUGUGAGAUUAUAUGAAAUUUUACCUUUUAACUUAAUUUUUUUAAUUUUAUUUUUGUUGUAAAAAAAUAAUUGACAUAAAGUAAGAAUGGAAACAUUAAAGAGAACUACGAGGAUACUUACAUGAAAAAGGUUUGAAUAUCUAUAUAAUUUGUUUUAAAAUUGGUUAUUUUUUAACCCGAGAAAACUUUAAAUAAAUUUAUCACCAUAUUAAUCAUAGAAAUGGAUCGAUGGUUAUUUUUAAGAAAUGAUGGUAAUAAUACAAAAUAAGAAUAAGAUUAUUUAUCCAAUUUUACGUGAGAUUAGGAAAAUUAUAUCUUAAUUCUGAUAGGAUUAAGAUAGACUCAUGGAUCAAAUCUGAUUAUUAACUUCUCCACUACUAAUCAAUUCUCUUGGAAUAUCUAAUCUUUGUAAUUACUGAGACGCUAAACUAAUUCAUAUUCCAAAACACAACAUUUGGCGGGAACCAACGUUCAGUACUCUCAAGCUAAUCUAUAACAUUAAUGGCGGGUGCUUCAAACAAGAUUUCUUCACCUUCAUCAACUUUACCCUUCAAAUCCAACAAAAAUGUGAGCUCCAACUCCACAUCAUUGCUUAAGGAUCCGCAGUCUUUGAGCUCCAAGACGCCGGAGAAGCCGGCGGAGCGAACUAGGAAACGGAAGAAGGUUGCGCUUUCCAUUGAAGAGGUUGAACGAGCUGCUCAGAGCGUCCAUGAAUCUAAUAGUCAGUUGCUGCCUCAUGAUCUGACCACUGAAGGGAGUAAAGUAGUUAGAAGACGGAUGGAUUCGCGGUCGAAUGAAAGUCAAUCUAGUAGCUCCGAUAGUACUUGUGUUGAUAAUAAGUACUCCAAUAAAUUGCCUGAGAAAUUUGAGCUGCUGUGUAAGUUCUUUGAUUGCUUGAAUUUUGCAAUGCGGUUGUUACGAUGUAAAGGUGUAGCCUCCAACUUCUCCCACGUUUGCUCUAAGAUUGAAGUCCUCACUGAUAGGAGGUUUUCAUACAGUCAUUUGGCUCAACUGAAGUUUAUUUUACCUGAAGCAAUUGUGGUUAAGAAAGUUGCGGUCUUUGAUGAGUGUACCAACUGGAAGAAGCCAGAACUUCAUAUAUCUUUCAAUUUUGGUGUCCUAGCUGUAGACAGUAAGGAAAACCAUUAUACGCAAUUGAGGAAGUUGUUUAGGAUACAGCUUUCAGAAUUUAUUGAUGACGUUCCAGCAUUCAAUUUCAGAACCCAAGAUCUUCUCUCAAAAACCAAGACGUUAUCUUAUGUCAAGACAUCAAUUGAGCAACUAGCGCCUGGGCAACCAAUGCCAUCAGCAAAAGGCAUUUCCUCUAAUCAUAAUUCAGAAGAAAAUCAAGGUUUCCCAAUAAUUAAAUCUACCAUGACUGGUCAUGGCCCAAAUAAAUAGAAGGAAUUAUUAGGGUCAUCUCAUUUUUCACCAUAUGUUAGCCAGCUUUUGUCUCAAAAAGUUGUUGACAGAGAAAUGGCAAAUAUUGACGCUGAAACUUCUGAUGAGUCUUCAACUAAACCUUCCUCCCCAAUUCCCACAACUCGCAGUACUAUGGUAGGAAGAGUAAACAUGAGGAAAGAAGAUGGUCAAUCUGCGAAAGGUAAUGAUAUUGAUUCAACUCCUACAAUGUUUGUUUCAACCCCGGAUCGGCUGAUGCCUAGCACACCUGCAAUGGAAACAUCACUUGAGUUCUACUGUUGAACAUCGAACACUCGAAAAAUCAAUUUGAAUGACAAAAAUCGAACGAUCCAAUUUUUAGUAGUC